AUGUCUCCUCCCGCGAUCAUUGCUCCGUCGAUCCUCAGCGCCGACUUCGCCGCUCUGGGUGAAGCAUGUUCGACAACGAUGAGCCAGGGUGCAGAUUGGCUUCAUGUUGAUAUUAUGGAUGGCCAUUUCGUGCCGAACCUCACUUUCGGUGCCCCGGUGGUUUCGAAGAUCCGGACACAUGUCGAUCGACCUAAGACUGCUGCUGGACGAGGAACUUUUGAUUGUCAUAUGAUGAUUGCGGAGCCACACCGCUGGGCCGCGACGUUUCGCGACGCCGGAUGUGAUUUAUACUGUUUUCACUACGAAGCUGCCGUCACCAGCGUCGCAGCCACCGAUCCAGCCGACAAAACGACCACCCGGCCAACCUCUCCGAAAGAACUGAUUCGGUAUAUCCACGAGCUCGGCAUGCAGGCCGGCAUCGCCAUAAAACCCGAGACCAGCGUCGACGUGCUAUGGGAAAUCCUAGAGACUGAUGUUGCUGAAGAGCGGCCUGAUAUGGUCCUCGUGAUGACCGUCCACCCUGGGUUCGGCGGUCAAAAGUUCAUGGCUAGUGAACUCCCCAAAGUCACGGCCCUGCGUCAGAAAUACCCCGAAUUGAACAUCGAAGUCGACGGCGGCCUGGGAGAGUCGACGAUCGACCAGGCGGCCGACGCGGGCGCCAACGUGAUAGUUGCAGGCAGCGCGGUCUUUGGCGCAAAGGAUCCAGCACAUGUCAUCCAGGUGUUGAGGGAGGCAGUCGAGAAGAGGAGAGCAGGGAAAUUAUAG
Messenger RNA from Capronia coronata CBS 617.96, 765 nucleotides. Its product is annotated as ribulose-phosphate 3-epimerase. Gene Ontology annotation, biological process: pentose-phosphate shunt, non-oxidative branch; carbohydrate metabolic process; pentose-phosphate shunt. Gene Ontology annotation, molecular function: metal ion binding; D-ribulose-phosphate 3-epimerase activity. The transcript has 4 exons. Bases 1 to 765 code for a protein of 254 amino acids. NCBI's taxonomy places the organism in Eukaryota, Fungi, Ascomycota, Eurotiomycetes, Chaetothyriales, Herpotrichiellaceae. The record is from RefSeq and is a predicted model, not a curated record. Gene Ontology annotation, cellular component: cytosol.